CUUAACGGUUGUAUCUCUCUUUGUUUACAGUACCGACAAUUGGAGAUCCAAUAAGUAGUGGUACCAGCCUAAUUAAUAUUCGAAGUGUGUGCACGUAAACACUUGAAACGGAUUAGUAUGUGAAGACUAAAAAUGUAAAAUCAAGUGGUAGUUUUCCAAACAACUUAAUGGGGGGCCGCAAAAUGGACAUGUCAAGUACUUCGUUGUACAUCAUAGUUUUCACACUAAUUUUCCACCUAGUUGUCGCAAAGUCGCCAGAUUCAACGCUCUACCGCCCUAAACGAAGUUAUGACGUACGGCACAGAAGUAAAGAAAAUUCCCCGGACAAUGCGCUGAAGCAUGCUAAUGAUCGUCCGGGAAUAUUUGCAACGGACAAUAGCACUGUGAUUUUAGCGCAAAUUGGAGGAACUGCAACUUUACCAUGCGUAGUUAGAAAAUUCAAUACUGGGGUGAUAUCCUGGAUUAGGAAAGACGAUCAUAGACUAUUAACUGUAGGAUUAACCACGUAUAGCUCCGAUGGGCGGUUACUAGUGGAGCACGUUCGGCAUCUUCAAAAUUGGGGGCUGUUAAUUAAACACGUUCAGCCGUCUGACGCGGGGAUUUACGAAUGUCAAAUAUCAACACACCCUCCGACCAGUAUUUUUGUGAUAUUAAAAGUUACAGAGUCGCCAGAUUCAACGCUCUACCGCCCUAAACGAAGUUAUGACGUACGGCACAGAAGUAAAGAAAAUUCCCCGGACAAUGCGCUGAAGCAUGCUAAUGAUCGUCCGGGAAUAUUUGCAACGGACAAUAGCACUGUGAUUUUAGCGCAAAUUGGAGGAACUGCAACUUUACCAUGCGUAGUUAGAAAAUUCAAUACUGGGGUGAUAUCCUGGAUUAGGAAAGACGAUCAUAGACUAUUAACUGUAGGAUUAACCACGUAUAGCUCCGAUGGGCGGUUACUAGUGGAGCACGUUCGGCAUCUUCAAAAUUGGGGGCUGUUAAUUAAACACGUUCAGCCGUCUGACGCGGGGAUUUACGAAUGUCAAAUAUCAACACACCCUCCGACCAGUAUUUUUGUGAUAUUAAAAGUUACAGAGGCAGUCGCUGAGAUUCUUGGCGCUCCAGAUUUGCAUAUCAGAGCUGGUUCAACACUACGUUUGGUAUGCAGCUUGAAGCAUUCCACCGAACCACCGUCUUACGUGUUUUGGUACCACGAGAGGCACAUGAUAAAUUAUGAUGCUGGUGUGCUGGUGUUAGACGAUCGUUCAUCUAGUGUAUUAUUACUACACGAGACUGAUAAGAGCCAUAAUGGAAAUUAUACAUGCAGCCCGUCUAACGCCGUACCUGCAUCCAUUAACGUUCACGUGCUCAAUGCCACUGCGGAAGAGAAACCGGCCGCCAUGCAACACGCAAACACUUCGACAUCUUCAUCAACAUGUAUAGUUUUUAAUUUUAGUGUUCCGGUCUCAUUAACAGUAUUGGUGCUUCAAAGCGCGUGGGAAAGAUGAAAUUAAGCUUUUCGAUUUUGUAAAUAAAAUGUACAUAAUAUUUAUGUUGGGUUGUGUUAAGUAUUGGAAUGCCAAAAAAAUACUAUAGAGUAACAUUUAAAUUUUGUUAAAUGGUAAUAAAGUAAUUUCUCAAUG
This is a messenger RNA of Photinus pyralis (common eastern firefly), 1625 nucleotides long. Its product is annotated as lachesin-like. The transcript is spliced from 7 exons. The record is from RefSeq and is a predicted model, not a curated record. Gene Ontology annotation, biological process: synapse organization. The coding region runs from base 168 to 1490 and encodes 440 amino acids. NCBI's taxonomy places the organism in Eukaryota, Metazoa, Arthropoda, Insecta, Coleoptera, Lampyridae. Gene Ontology annotation, cellular component: neuron projection membrane.